Messenger RNA from Eurypyga helias (sunbittern), 1608 nucleotides. RefSeq names its product Cdc42 guanine nucleotide exchange factor (GEF) 9 (gene ARHGEF9). The coding region runs from base 55 to 1542 and encodes 495 amino acids. NCBI's taxonomy places the organism in Eukaryota, Metazoa, Chordata, Aves, Eurypygiformes, Eurypygidae. Gene Ontology annotation, molecular function: guanyl-nucleotide exchange factor activity; protein binding. The record is from RefSeq and is a predicted model, not a curated record. The transcript is spliced from 9 exons.
CUGAUCAGUGGUGGUUCUAUUGUAAGUGCUGAGGCAGUAUGGGAUCACGUCACCAUGGCCAACCGGGAGUUGGCGUUUAAAGCAGGAGACGUUAUCAAGGUCCUGGAUGCUUCCAACAAGGACUGGUGGUGGGGUCAGAUCGAUGAUGAAGAAGGAUGGUUUCCCGCCAGCUUCGUGAGGCUAUGGGUAAACCAAGAAGAUGGAGUGGAGGAGGGAACCAGCGACGUGCAGAAUGGCCAUUUGGAUCCAAGCGCCGACUGCCUCUGUCUCGGCAGGACCGUUCAGAACCGAGACCAGAUGAGAGCCAACGUCAUCAAUGAAAUCAUGAGCACGGAGCGCCACUACAUCAAGCACCUCAAGGACAUUUGCGAGGGUUACUUAAAGCAGUGCCGGAAGAGGAGGGACAUGUUCAGUGAUGAACAGCUAAAAAUCAUCUUUGGCAACAUUGAAGAUAUCUACAGAUUUCAGAUGGGUUUUGUCCGGGACUUGGAGAAACAGUACAACAACGAGGACCCUCAUCUCAGUGAAAUUGGACCAUGUUUCCUUGAACACCAAGAUGGCUUCUGGAUCUAUUCGGAGUACUGUAACAAUCAUCUGGAUGCAUGCAUGGAGCUUUCCAAGCUGAUGAAAGACAGCAGGUACCAGCAUUUCUUCGAAGCAUGUCGUCUGUUGCAGCAGAUGAUUGAUAUUGCCAUAGACGGUUUCCUUCUGACGCCGGUGCAGAAGAUCUGCAAAUACCCCCUGCAGCUCGCAGAGCUACUGAAGUACACCGCGCAGGAUCACAGUGACUACAGAUACGUGGCUGCUGCUCUCGCCGUCAUGAGGAACGUGACCCUGCAGAUCAACGAGCGGAAGCGGAGGUUGGAGAACAUUGACAAAAUAGCUCAGUGGCAGGCUUCCGUUCUGGACUGGGAGGGAGACGAUAUCUUGGACCGCAGCUCGGAGUUGAUCUACACGGGAGAGAUGUCCUGGAUUUACCAGCCUUAUGGACGGAACCAGCAGCGUGUUUUCUUUCUCUUUGAUCACCAGAUGGUUCUCUGCAAGAAGGAUCUGAUCCGAAGAGAUAUUCUGUAUUACAAAGGUCGCAUAGACAUGGAUAAAUACGAAGUGGUGGAUAUUGAAGAUGGGAGAGAUGAUGACUUCAACAUCAGCAUGAAGAACGCCUUCAAACUUCAUAACAAGGAGACUGAGGAAAUGCACUUAUUCUUUACCAAGAAACUGGAGGAGAAGUUACGAUGGCUUAGAGCUUUCAGAGAAGAAAGGAAGAUGGUAAAAGAAGAUGAAAAGAUAGGCUUUGAAAUUUCUGAAAAUCAGAAGCGGCAAGCGGCAAUGACAGUAAAGAAAGUCAGUAAGCAAAAAGGUGUGAGCUACUCCAAGUCGGUUCCUCCAGCCUACCCACCACCCCAGGAUCCAUUAAAUCAGGGACAAUACAUGGUGACAGAUGGCAUAUCCCAGUCCCAGGUCUUCGAGUUCACCGAACCCAGACGCAGCCAGGCGCCAUUCUGGCAAAACUUCAGCAGGUUAACACCAUUCAAAAAAUAAUACGUAGAGAGAUGGAGAAUUUUAACUUAAAAGAACUAAAAUUUAAAAAUAAAAAUAAAUAAAAUU